AAAGAACCAGGACACAUUUACCCAAAUGUUUCAGAAUCCAGUAUCUCCAAGCCGGACAAUUCCUGUAACCUGUGCAGUUAUGUUUCCAUAGAUCACACCAGAUGGCACUAUACAAGCAGUGUCUCACUGCUCUGCUGCUCCUGCAGCUAAACCUGCUUGUGAGAGUUGGAACUGAGACAACAAAUCCUCUUUCUCAGAGCUGCCCAGCCUAUGCUGGGGUCCCAGGGACUCCUGGGCACAAUGGUCUUCCUGGCAGAGAUGGGAGAGAUGGGAAAGAUGGGAGGGAUGGAGCUGUUGGACCAAAAGGAGACAAAGGUGACCCAGGUAUCGGUGUGCAAGGACCUCCAGGAAAGCAAGGCCCUGCAGGUCCAAUUGGACCCAAAGGGGGAAAGGGAGAGCCAGGUAAAACAGAAACUGUUGUUAAUGAUCAUUCGAUCACAUCUCUUCAGUCAGAAGUCACAAGCCUAAAAGCCAGGCUGUCCCUGGUAGAGAAAGCUACAACUUUCCGCACUUUCCGUAAAGUUGGACAGAAAUACUAUGUGACUGAUGGACUGAGUAUGAGUUUUGAUGAAGGUGUGAAGUUCUGUAGAGAUACUGGUGGGAAAAUGGUCUUACCAAGAAAUGAAGAAGAAAACCAAGCACUAACUAAAGUUAUGGCAAGUACUGGCUCCUCGUAUGCACUCAUUGGAGCAACGGACAGGCAGCAUGAGGGGAUCUUUGUUGAUUUGGAGACACGCCCAUUGAAUUUCUCCAAAUGGACCAAUGGUGAACCCAAUGAUAGCAAUGGGGCAGAAGACUGCACCAUAAUUGUUAACGAUGGUUUAUGGAAUGAUAUCAGUUGUAACUCAUCCCAUCUCAUAGUCUGUGAAAUAGUAAAUCUUUAAUUUGUGCUUGAAUAUGACAAAUUUGUAAUUCAUCUAUACUUCUGGGAGUAUUUUUAACGUAUUCAAUGAUAAACAAUGCACACAAUACCCUGUGUCACUCAAUCUUCUUAAUGCCAGAUUGGUUCAAUGUCUGUAUUUCUUUAAAGCUUUGUUUUUUUGAAAAAUGAAAUGAAAGUCUUUAUAUUUUAUGGCAGAAUAAAUCUGUAACCCUUUUGAUCAUGGGUAUCAUAUUUUCCCCUGCACUGGAAAGAUUAUCCUAAAUGCAGCUAAAUGUUUGAAAGUAUGUGAAAUCUUCAACUUUGCUAUAACUUCAUCUUUCAGAUUAUCUCAUGAUAUCCCCAUAUGAAAACUAACAUUUAUAAGGAUUUUCUGAAUGAUACUCAAAUGUGCCCUAAAUGAAAUGUUUAAUAUUUGCGUUAUGGAAAAUUCUACACAAUGGUUCAUGUUCAGGCCAUUUUGCAGUUUGGGUUUACAAUUAUGUUCAUUGUGUUUACUUUUCAUUUUUCAUUAAACAGAUAAUAUGUUUUUACGUUACUUUUAAUCACAAAGAUUUCAAUCCCAAAUGGAAUUAUAUUUUUUUCUAUCAUUUAAUUUGUAAAAUAAUUUAUAUUCUACUCUACUUCUAUUCUGCCUUGUCUCCUGUCCUGUCCUGUGAUGUUAUGUGCAGCCUGUGUUGUGACACUAUUAGUAUGGGAACUAAAACUACUUUAUAAAGAUGUAUUUGACAAAA
Molecule: messenger RNA, 1614 nt
Organism: Chanos chanos (milkfish)
Lineage: Eukaryota; Metazoa; Chordata; Actinopteri; Gonorynchiformes; Chanidae
Product: mannose-binding protein C
Exons: 5
Coding region: 102-884 (260 amino acids)
Cellular component (GO): multivesicular body
Source: RefSeq, a predicted model, not a curated record